GUAGGACUAUGCACAGUAUGACGGAAGGCAAUUACAUGAAAAAAGAAAUACUAUUGCGAAAGCCCAACGAGCGGGAUCGCAAGUAAAACCCCAGCUAACUUCUGUUUCAUACGCAAGCAUACAAGCGACAAGUUUGACCUUUUUCUCUCCUAUAAUGUCUUCUUUAUCUUCCGACUCCCACAUCCCAAAAACAGGUGACUGUAGCACGCUCUGUUCUUCCAUAUCCCGCUUUCUUGAAUCACAUUCUUCGCUUCAUCUCGGCGGAGACGAAGACUUUCACGCUGAGCGGAGAAAGCAUCUUGAAGUCUUUGGUUUUCACAACAUCCCAGAAGACAAGCAACAUGCCAUUGGGAGAGUAGAAUUCACGGCUGUGCGAGGCCCGCAUGGAACGAUUCCAGUCCGAGUUCUGUAUCCGAAAAGCGAAAAGGCAGAAGGCGAGAAUGGGGCAUGGGUAUAUUUCCAUGGCGGGGGUUACACAGUAGGAAGUGUAGAUGAGUUUGAGAAUGGGUUGAGGCAGGUUGCUGAGGAGAGUGGGGUACAGGUCUAUGCAAUCGACUACCGUCUCGCACCAGAGUUCAAAUUCCCAACCCAACUAGACGAAUACGACACCGUUAUCGAUUGGCUUCAGGGCGGAGGAGGCAAAGCACGAGGCGUUCACCCUGAUCGUGUCUGUGGCGGCGGCGAUUCAACAGGCGGAAACAUGACAGCAGCAAUCUGUCUCCGACGCCGGGAUCAAAAGAAGAAGCCACUGGCAGCUCAGGUCUUGCUCUACCCCGAGGCGCGCCUUCCCUUUGAUACUCCUGCAGCUACUAAAAAUAACAGCGGCUACUACCUCGAAUGCAAUGGAAUCUUCAGUUUCGCAGACCACUACUUGCCGCGUGGUACGCCGCCUUCGCAUCAGUACAUUUCGCCUGGUAUGCAGAGUCUAGAUUAUCUGAAGGAUGUUCCGAGGGCGAGUGUGUAUACGAGUGGCUUCGAUCCGUUAAGGGAUGUGGGUGUCGAGUAUGCGAGUAAAUUGAGAGAGGCUGGGAACGAAGUCAGGUGGAGGCACUAUGGUGAUAUGACGCAUGGGUGGUUGCAGAUGGGCGCUUGGAGUGAUGAAGCAAGGAAGGCGAUCGGGGAUGUAGCAGGAGAUUUGAAAGUAUUCUGUUAUGGAAAGUAG
Alternaria alternata is the source of this 1162-nucleotide messenger RNA. Its product is annotated as lipase/esterase. The record is from RefSeq and is a predicted model, not a curated record. The transcript has 2 exons. Gene Ontology annotation, molecular function: hydrolase activity. Bases 155 to 1162 code for a protein of 335 amino acids. NCBI's taxonomy places the organism in Eukaryota, Fungi, Ascomycota, Dothideomycetes, Pleosporales, Pleosporaceae.